CCAGCACAGUUGAUUGACUCUGAGACCUGAACCUAAAGUCCACUGUUGCGAACAGUGUUCAACAAUUGUGUGUGUACGAGUUGAUUUUUAUUUAUUUUUUUUUCGUAGUUUAUUCGUUAAAAAAUGUUUAAAACCACUCAGCAAGAGCCCGAUAUACCAGCUGCUCUGAGUCCUUUACAAAAUUAUACUACAGAACAAUUGAAGGAGUUACUGAAUGACGAAGAAAAAUUUGAAGAGCUGAUCAAGGAUAAUAAACAGUUGCUAGAGUUGGAGGCAGAAAAGAAAGAAAUAAUGGUCAGAAAUCGAUCAUUAGCAGAGUUCAAUCUGACCAAAGAGCCAGAACUGGAGGAAGCCAAAAGGCGUAUACAGUCUCUGAGCGAAGAGGGUAGUCAGUUGUGUUCAAAAGUACAGGCCCUACUGGAACAAAUCGCAAACAAAGCAGGAACAAUGACAGUUGAUCUAGCCUUAGAUCUGUUACAAACUGCAGCAGCAGAAAUCGAAGAAGAGUCUGAGAAAGUAGCAGAAAAGUUUCUUGCUGGGGAAACUGAAGUGGACGAGUUUUUAGAACAAUUCUUGUCCAGACGGAAAAUCAUGCACUUGCGUAAAGUCAAGGUUGAUAAAAUGAGAGAACUAAUGAGAAGACCACCACAGGCAGCGAAUCCAGUAUAUCCAGCUGCAGGAGGUUAUCCUGGAAUGACACCACAGGUGCCCUACCCAACGGAACACAUCUCUAUGCCUAUGCCGGUACCUCCAUUCUAAUAUAUGUCAAUAAAAAUUGAGAAAGCAAUCAUUGUUAAAUUUACAAACACAAUGAGGUUCUGUUGAGAUACUUCAAUUAUAAAUGUUAUAAUUUUUUUCAAUUUUCCACAUGUACCUAAUUUUUUUUUUUUUUAUGUGUAGAGGCAAAUGUA
Molecule: messenger RNA, 911 nt
Organism: Copidosoma floridanum
Lineage: Eukaryota; Metazoa; Arthropoda; Insecta; Hymenoptera; Encyrtidae
Gene: Vps37B
Product: vacuolar protein sorting 37B
Biological process (GO): protein targeting to vacuole; ubiquitin-dependent protein catabolic process via the multivesicular body sorting pathway; protein targeting to membrane
Cellular component (GO): ESCRT I complex
Source: RefSeq, a predicted model, not a curated record